Solea senegalensis (Senegalese sole) is the source of this 1624-nucleotide messenger RNA. RefSeq names its product G protein-coupled receptor 12 (gene gpr12). Bases 299 to 1327 code for a protein of 342 amino acids. Gene Ontology annotation, molecular function: G protein-coupled receptor activity. NCBI's taxonomy places the organism in Eukaryota, Metazoa, Chordata, Actinopteri, Pleuronectiformes, Soleidae. The record is from RefSeq and is a predicted model, not a curated record. Gene Ontology annotation, cellular component: membrane. The transcript is spliced from 2 exons. Gene Ontology annotation, biological process: G protein-coupled receptor signaling pathway.
CCACCACACCGCUGCUCUCUGCACAGCCGCAGUCCACGACAGAACCGCGCCACGCUCCCUUCGUUUCCUUCUUCUUCUUCCUUCUCCAGCAUCCAUCUCUCUUUCUCUCAGGCAGAAGAAACACCAGCAUCCCUCUUUCCCUCCUUCCCUCCUUCCUGCCGUCCUUCUCCUCCUUCCUCCCUCGAGCUGCUGCUGCUGCUGCUGUCUCUGUCCCUCACCAGUGUCAUGGAGACACAAGGCGGCUGCUCCUCCAUCUAGACGGGAAGUCUCACCUCACAGAGUCAAGACGGGGGGCACAAUGAGUGAAGAACCUCCGGUCACCCCCAACUGGCUGAGCCCUGACCCCACAGCGUGGGCCAGCGGAGGCGGGGGACCGUUGGACAACAGCACCGGUCUGGGGACGUUUCCGUCGGACAACUCCCUCCAACCCAGCCAGCUGCCGCUGCUCGUCAACCCCUGGGACAUAGUGCUGUGUUCAUCUGGGACUCUGAUAGCCUGUGAGAACGCCCUGGUGGUGCUGGUGAUCUGGCAGAACCCGGCGCUCAGAGCCCCCAUGUUCCUGCUGAUCGGCAGCCUGGCACUGGCCGACCUGCUGGCCGGCCUGGGCUUGGUGCUUCACUUCACCUGUGCCUAUUUGCUCCGCUCUGACUCGGCCCAGCUGCUGACCGUGGGCCUGGUGGUGGCCUCCUUCUCCGCCUCUGUCUUCAGCCUGCUGGCCAUCACCAUUGAUCGCUACCUGUCGCUGUAUUACGCCCUGACCUACAACUCGGAGCGGACUGCGGCCUUCACCUACACCAUGCUGGUGCUGCUGUGGGGCCUCUCUCUGUGUCUGGGUCUGCUGCCAGUCACGGGGGUCAACUGCCUGGCAGAGGAGGCCACGUGCAGCGUGGUGCGACCACUGACUAAGAACAACAUCGCCGUGCUGUCCGUCUCCUUCCUGCUGCUUUUUGGUCUCAUGCUGCAACUCUACGUCCAGAUCUGCAAGAUCGUGAUGCGCCAUGCUCAUCAGAUCGCCCUGCAGCACCACUUCCUGGCCGCCACGCCCCACUACGUCACAACGCGGAAGGGCGUGUCCACGCUGGCCAUCAUCUUGGGCACCUUUGCCGCCUGCUGGAUGCCAUUCACUGUCUACUCCCUGAUCGCCGACUACACUUACCCUCCACUCUACACCUACGCCACGCUGGUACCUGCCACCUACAACUCCGUCAUCAACCCGGUCAUCUACGCCUUCAGAAACCAGGAGAUCCAGAAGGCACUGUGGCUGGUGUGCUGUGGCUGCGUGCCUGCCAGUGUGGCCCAGCGGGCACGGACCCCGAGUGACGUCUGACUAAGCAGACCCAGGCGGGAAGAGAGAGAGGUGUUCUGGGUCAGCUGUGCUCCUCACCGGAUCUGUCCGGUGUCACAGAGAGCAGCAGCAGCAGGGGAGGAGGUCGGCGUCGGAAGUGGCCGAGGGGGCCGUGGCUUCAGCUCUGUCUGCAGAUAUGUCACUGGCAGAGGCGGUGUGGUUACUUACUCACAGCCCUCCUGGAUGGAGGGUGUCCAUGUCUCUUUUUUUGCUUUCUUACAAUCACCAUAGGGCAAAUGUAUGUCACACUGUCUUCCCUGGUUAAAGGCAGCCACUGCG